GUUUAUGCUACGUUAAUUCUGUUCUCAACUUUUGUCGAUUUAAAGUUUUCUUUUACAUAAAUCGACAAAAGUCGAGAACAGAAUUUAGAUGUCAUCUAUUUUGAUAUGUGCACACAAAUAAGAUGAAGAUUUUACUUUCAUUUAAAAAUGGUCAAGAAAGAUGCAAACACGGAUGGCAGCCAGAAAGGUACGAGGAUCAAGGUUUCUGACCCAAAAGAUCAACAGGAAGUGCAUCUAGUGACUGGGGGUGGUGGGUUCGCGGGCAGUUGGUUGGGACGAAGACUGGCGGACCAAGGUCACCUGGUCAGACUUAUUGAUGUCUGCGCUCCUGUGUCAGCACUGAAAGAAGGCAUGGAGUUUAAUCAGUGUGACCUGACUGACCGUGAUGCUGUUGUGAAACUCCUUCGUGGCGUUGACUGUGUCUACCACUUGGCAUCUUAUGGCAUGUCGGGACGCGAGCAGUUGAAUCGGAAAAGAAUUGAAGCAGUCAAUGUUGGAGGGACCAAAAAUGUGAUACAAGGCUGCCUUGAAAACGAUGUGACCCGUCUUGUGUACACAAGCACAUAUAACACGGUGUUUGGUGGACAGAAGAUCGAGAAUGGUGAUGAAUCAUUACCAUAUCUACCUCUAGACAAGCACCCGGACCACUACUCAAGAACCAAAAGCAUUGCUGAGCAGACGGUUCUGGCAGCAGAUGGUAGUCCGACAAAAGGCGGGAAAAUCCUGCACACCUGUACAGUGCGUCUAGCUGCUGUGUACGGGCCAGGAGAAACAAGACAUAUACCCAGAAUUGUGGGUAACCUGGAGGCAGGACUGUUGGCGGUCACGUAUGAGAGAGCUAGUCUACAGGACUUCUUACAUGUGGAGAAUCUAGCCCUGGCCCACGAGUUGGCUGGGCAAGGACUCACAGAGGAAAAGAAAUACAUUGCUGCAGGGCAGGCGUAUUUCAUCUCCGAUGACAAACCCAUCAACACUUUCACCUUCUUCCAGCCGCUGAUCGAGGGCUUGGGAUAUACUAUGCCCCGUCUACAAAUCCCAUUGGCAUUGGUAUACUUUGUUGCAUACCUCAUUGAGUGGCUUCAUUUCUUGGUGUCUCCCAUCUACAACUUCCAACCAUUGCUCACUAGAACAGAGGUAUACAAAGUUGGCGUCACUCAUUACUUCAGUAUCAAGAAGGCUCAAUGUGAUCUAGGUUACACGCCAAUGAUUCAGAAUGAUAUGUCCGAAGUCGUCCAAUUUUACCUUAAAACAGGCCGCGUCAAACGUGCCAGGACUUCUACGGGUCUAUUUUACUGGAUCAUGAACAUUUUAAUUAUGUUAAUGUUUGGGUCACUUAUUAUGUCUUUCAUUCCUAUCGUCAAAUAAUCAAAUUUAUUUGUCACUGGUAUUUUUAGCAUUAACAUUAAUGUGAAUUUAUACAUUUGUGUGCCUUGUUUAUUAUUUAACUAACAUACAUAAGUUUGUUUUGUUCUUCAUAAAUAAAUAUUUGAUAAAAUA
This is a messenger RNA of Dreissena polymorpha, 1497 nucleotides long. Its product is annotated as short-chain dehydrogenase/reductase family 42E member 1-like. NCBI's taxonomy places the organism in Eukaryota, Metazoa, Mollusca, Bivalvia, Myida, Dreissenidae. Gene Ontology annotation, biological process: steroid biosynthetic process. Gene Ontology annotation, molecular function: 3-beta-hydroxy-Delta5-steroid dehydrogenase (NAD+) activity. Bases 148 to 1365 code for a protein of 405 amino acids. The transcript is spliced from 11 exons. The record is from RefSeq and is a predicted model, not a curated record.